This is a messenger RNA of Daldinia vernicosa, 1195 nucleotides long. RefSeq names its product riboflavin kinase. Bases 323 to 1051 code for a protein of 242 amino acids. Gene Ontology annotation, biological process: FMN biosynthetic process; riboflavin biosynthetic process. The transcript has a single exon. Gene Ontology annotation, cellular component: mitochondrion. The record is from RefSeq and is a predicted model, not a curated record. Gene Ontology annotation, molecular function: riboflavin kinase activity. Lineage: Eukaryota; Fungi; Ascomycota; Sordariomycetes; Xylariales; Hypoxylaceae.
AGGAGCCAUCACGCUCCGAGGAAGCUUCAUACUCAAUAUCCCUUCUGCAUAUUAUUAUAUAGAUCCGAGUUAUGAUUGUCAACUAGAAUUAGAAUAUAAGAACAACGCUACUAUACGAUAGAUAGAUAGGUACGGACACAUCGGGAGGGGUUUUUAUUUUUUUAAUAGUUAUACAAAGACAAACCCCGCCGUCAAUCUUGAAUAUCCUUGUCUCGCAUCCAAGACAACUACUUCCUACAGACGCUAGCCAGCCAGCGCAACAUCAUCCGAUUAUUCAUAAUACAACCAAAGAUCCCUUAAACCCACCUAAGAGACCGACGUCAUGGCAGCCGAGGAUCGUCCGCGGGUCCUAUACGCAGAUUCGGGCCCGGAGCCUCCGUACCCGUUGCGCAUGGAAGGCACCGUCAUAUCCGGCUUCGGUCGCGGGUCCAAAGAGCUCGGCAUCCCAACAGCCAACCUCCCCGUCGACUCGGUCGCCACGCCCUGGAUCGCCAGCGCAAAGUCAGGAGUGUACUUCGGCUACGCCGCACUGGCUCUACCGUCAUCUCAUCCCGACCGACAAGACACCACCGACAGCCAACCCCAAGAACCCCGCCAUCGCUCUAACCCCCGCGCCGCCACCAACGCGCCUCCUCACACGACCAUAACAUCCGUCAGCACAUCCUCCGAGACCUUCCCCUCAUUCUCAUCAUCCGCCUCCUCAUCUCUCGCGACCAAAGAGGCAUCGCAACAAAAGCGCUGGCAGAUCUAUCCCAUGGUAAUGUCCAUCGGCUACAACCCCUUCUACAAGAACUCCGUGCGCUCCGCCGAAGUGCACGUGCUGCGCGAAUUCGGCGCCGACUUCUACGACGCGCCCAUGCGCCUGCUGAUCCUCGGCUUCGUGCGCGAGGAGCGCGACUACGCCUCCCUCGAGGCGCUUAUCACCGACAUAAACAUAGACUGCGAGGUAGCGCGCCAGAGCCUCGCGCGCCCCGCCUGGACCCCGCGCCAAGGCACCGCGGACGGCGUCACGGGCGAGUUUGACGGCUCUUGGCUCGUUAGGGAGUCAUAGGGAUAGACUACCUACCUAUGUACCGUGUUGUUGGGAUACUUCUCUAUCAACCUACAUACGUAUAUACGAUAUAUCCUAUUUUCUUACUUACCUACAUAGGCAAUAUAUCAUAAGCAUGCGACAUGGGUAAUGCGAUCAGGAGGG